UAUACUGAACCGGUUUAGUAUAUAUACAAUUCUAGGUUUUCAUUCUUCAUUUCAACAGCCGCCCUUCGUCCCUACCUCCCGUUCAUUGGCGCGCCCCCGGUCGUUCGUUCUUGGUCUCGCCGCCGUUCGCCUUUUGUUGCACCUCUGUUCAUUUCGUUGGGUGCCUAUCGACGAUGUAUCUUCAGUUUUACAUAAACGAAAAUGGUGAUAAAGUCUACACCACAAAGAAGGAAUCUCCUCUAGGUUUGGCCACGCAAUCUGCUCAUCCAGCUCGUUUCUCCCCUGAUGACAAAUAUUCGAGGCAAAGAGUUCUUCUUAAGAAGCGAUUUGGCUUGCUUCCUACACAGCAGCCACCUCCAAAGUACUGAACUCAACGCACUCUCAAAUCACAACUCUAUGGCAGUUCUCAAGUGUUUGUUUCCCAAACCCCCAUCAAUAGUUAGAUCGUGACUUGGUUAAACUUUGAUAGAUAGUUUGCCUUUUCUUUCUAUGGCUUGUAAUUGAGCUGUAAAGCACAAUUCACUGUUGAACCUUUCUUUAAGCUUGUCAGUGGCUUUAUGUUUGUAUUAAACUUUAUUUUACUGAAAGCAAACUUUUAUGUACUUUGAAGAUCUGGUUUUAGUGCAAGAUAAUGUGCCUUUUUUCAUA
Messenger RNA from Cucumis sativus (cucumber), 648 nucleotides. Its product is annotated as H/ACA ribonucleoprotein complex subunit 3-like protein. Gene Ontology annotation, biological process: rRNA pseudouridine synthesis; ribosome biogenesis; snRNA pseudouridine synthesis. The record is from RefSeq and is a predicted model, not a curated record. Gene Ontology annotation, cellular component: box H/ACA telomerase RNP complex; box H/ACA snoRNP complex. Bases 174 to 368 code for a protein of 64 amino acids. The transcript has 4 exons. Lineage: Eukaryota; Viridiplantae; Streptophyta; Magnoliopsida; Cucurbitales; Cucurbitaceae. Gene Ontology annotation, molecular function: box H/ACA snoRNA binding; telomerase RNA binding.